Messenger RNA from Morchella sextelata, 1518 nucleotides. RefSeq lists its product as uncharacterized. NCBI's taxonomy places the organism in Eukaryota, Fungi, Ascomycota, Pezizomycetes, Pezizales, Morchellaceae. The record is from RefSeq and is a predicted model, not a curated record. The transcript has a single exon. The coding region runs from base 1 to 1518 and encodes 505 amino acids.
AUGCUCCACACUCUCCAAACCGCCCUCCACAAACUCCCCCGACUCUCCACCCUCCUCCACACCUUUCCAGAACCCCCCACCGCCCCCCACCCCCCAUACCCAACCCACCCCCAAAACCUCCUCACCCUCAUAACAUCCCACCACCACGAGCUCCUCGCAAAAUUCGAAACCCUCAAAACAGCCGUAAUGGACGCCGUUUCUCCUCCUCCACCUGCACCGGCGGCAGCAGCAGCGGCGGGGGGAGCAACACUAUCAGACGACAUCAUCGACAACGCCAUAUCUGCCCUGCAGGGUCUCAAGACUAUCACAGAGACACAGGAAACAAUAGCACAUCUAUACCCCAGCGCACAGCAGCCCCACCUCGGCGAGGCCACAAAGCUCAUCUCAUCCUUCAUCUCUAGUACCGCCGAGCUGCGCACCCGCUGCAUGCGUGAGCAGGACCUGCUCGUGCCCGGGUGUAUCGACUGGUACACCGCGCAAGCCGGCGCCAUCUGUGCGGCGACGCCGUGGCAUCGGGAGCUAACGUUCCGGCUACAUGGGCUUGCACGGGUGCUGGAGGAACUGUGUUGGUGUGAGGGUCGUGAGGGGUGUGUGCAUUCGAUUAUCGAGCAGGAAGAGGAGGGACCGGAGGUUAUUGCAGUGUCGGUGGUGCACCCGGGGGCGGGGUGGGAUGAUGUGAGGAGGUGUUUAGUGGCGGGGGUUAAGGCGGUGACAAGGCUGGAGGGGGAGGUGUUUGCGGUUGUUGGUGGGGCGGUGGUAGUGGAGAGGUGGGAUGGAGGCGUGAUUGAUGGGGAGGUGUGGGGGAGGGAGUGGAGAGAUGUGGAUGUGGUGGAUGUGUUUUGGCCCGGUGAAGAUGAAGAGGAUGAGGAUGAUGGUGAUGAUGGUGAGUAUUCGAUGGUUUCUGGAAGCUCGAUGGCGAGUGGUGUUCGUGAUGCGAGUCUGAGAAGUUCCAGCAGUAAGGACAUGUGGGGGAUCUACUACGAAAAAUCCCCUGUGAGUGAGAAGAAGUCUCCCACAUCAGUUAAGAGUAAUGUCAAGUCUAGGCCUACUCCUUCCUUAGUUGAUGGUAGUGUCAAGUCUGAGCCUACUCCUUCGUCAGUCAACAGUAGUGUCAAGCCUAGGCCUACUCCUUCUUCACUUGAUGAUGUUUUCAAGCCCGAGCCUACUCCUCUCUCAGUCAAUAAUAGUGCAAAGCCUGAGUCUGUUCCUUCCUCUAAGUCUUCAGGCCGCUCCUCCGAGGGUAUUCCGGGUAUCCUCAAAUCUAGAACUUCGAGCACGACCAAGAGCAGUGGUAGCGGCUGUACUGUCCGGUUCGCCAGCACAACUUCUUCUCCUCCUGGAACGGUUCAAGAGCGAGAUAGUCAUCUUCGUAGGCGUGUUGGUAGUGCCUCCUUAAGGGCUCCCAGCUUUCUCUCCCCGAUGAAAGAUGACAAGAAGUCUCAAGCGGCCACAGUAACUCAUCCGUACCUCAAGCGUGGGUCUGGUAUGAACAGGAAGUCAAUGCCGGCACUUAAGUAG